AAAGCACACAACAUCCUCCGACAGACAGCUGUACAAAAACCCUCCGCCAUGAUGUUAAGCUGCAUACUGUAGCUGCACAGCCGACACGAACGAAUUAACUACAGCUUAGUUACAUUUGAGACACACAUUUGACUUCAGGAGUUGGUAUGCAAUUGGAGGUUACACAGUGGUCUAGUGAUGCCCAAGGAGAAAUAUGACCCGCCUGAUGUCAGGCGGAUGUACACUAUCAUGUCCAUUGAGGAUGCAAACAGUGGGAAAAAAUCCAACUGGGAUGGACUUGAAAUAACUGGUAAUGUUCGGAGUCUCAGCUCAGCCCUUUGGUCGCUCACUCACCUCACCUCUCUGCACCUAAAUGACAAUUGCCUUUCACGCAUCCCACCAGACAUUGCCAAGCUGCACAACCUUAUGUUCCUGGACUUGUCCUCUAAUAAGAUCAGGAGCCUGCCAGCAGAGCUUGGCAACAUGGUGUCUCUCAGGGAACUGCAUUUAAAUAACAACCAGCUGCGGGUCCUGCCUUACGAAUUGGGCAAACUGUUUCAAUUACAAACACUGGGCUUGAAAGGCAAUCCACUCAGUCAAGAAAUCAUGAGCCUCUAUCACGAGCCAGAUGGCACCCGCCGACUGCUGAACUAUCUUUUGGACAAUCUCUCUGGUGCUAUCAAGCGCAUCUCAACAGAACAACCUCCGUCCAGAUCCUGGAUUGUGCUGCAGGAGCAUGAUAGAACGAGGCCAACAGCCCUAAUAACUGUAAUGUGCUACAACAUGCUCUGUGAUAAGUACGCCACGCGCCAGCUCUACGGCUACUGCCCGUCCUGGGCCCUUAACUGGAGCUACAGGAAAAAGGCAAUCAUGCAGGAGAUCCUCGGCUGCAAUGCAGACAUCAUCAGCUUACAGGAAGUGGAGACGGAGCAGUAUUACAACUACUUCCUGGUGGAGUUGAGUAAACAGGGAUACGAUGGAUUCUUCAGCCCCAAAUCGCGAGCCAGAACCAUGUCGGAAUCCGACAGAAAACAUGUUGAUGGAUGUGCUAUAUUCUUCAAGACAGAAAUGUUCAGCAUUGUGCAGAAACAUACAGUAGAGUUUAACCAGCUGGCUAUGGCCAACUCUGAGGGCUCGGAGGCAAUGCUCAAUCGAGUCAUGACCAAGGAUAACAUUGGGGUUGCUGUGUUGUUGGAGCUAAAGCAGGAGUUACUAGAGAUGUCAUCUGGUAAAUCCCUCCAGGAGAAACAGCUCCUACUAGUGGCGAAUGCUCACAUGCACUGGGACCCAGAAUAUUCUGAUGUGAAGCUGGUGCAGACCAUGAUGUUCAUGUCGGAGGUAAAGAAUAUAAUAGACAAGGCAUCUCGCAACCUGAAGCUCUCCGGAGAAACCAGCUCCAUCCCUCUGGUGCUGUGUGCUGAUCUCAAUUCACUUCCUGACUCGGGUGUUUUGGAGUACCUGAGCACUGGUGGAGUGGAAUGCACACAUAAAGACUUCAGAGAACUGCGCUACAUUGACAGCCUGACCAACUUCAACUGCAAUGGCAAGAACGGCACGUCCAGCGGACGCAUCACACAUGGUUUCAAGCUGAAGAGUGCCUACGAGAACGGGCUCAUGCCUCACACCAAUUACACUUCAGAUUUUAAGGGUAUCAUUGACUACAUCUUCUACUCCAGGCCAGAGCUCAGCGUGCUGGGCGUCCUGGGGCCCUUGGACAAAACCUGGUUCAUGGAGAACAAUAUACGUGGUUGCCCACACCCUCAUGUUCCCUCCGAUCACUUCUCCCUGUUUGCACAACUGGAGUUGGCCCUGCCUUAUCUUCCCUCUCUCAAUGGAGUCCACUUACCUGGACGCAGGUAGUGAGUCCCCCCAGCCAGUCGUGGCACCGCAGAAGUUUUUCUGAAAACAUACUGAAAACGAUAAAACCUCCAAGCGAUUUUUAUAUAUAUAUAUUUUUUGUUUCUCUCUUCAAUCUUUAUUCAUUUUUAGGGUCCAAAACAUCUUUGUAUUUUGUCAGGAAGUUUUUUAAGAUAUGAUUUCAUUUUUUAAUUGUCCCAGUCAUGGAUUUUUGUUGAAUCACUCCCUCCCAUUGGCUUGAUUUUAUAUAUUUAUGUAAACAUGAGGGUAACAUACUUGGUCAUACACUCAAAUGGAUUACAUGUUAUUAAGUGUCGUUUAUGGCCAGUUAAAGAUUCUUGUUACGCAUUCACUUUUCCCUGAAAUGACUUCUAUGCACACAAUAUUUUCUGUAUGCAGUUAGGUGCAUUUUAAAUUCAAAAGCAUGUUUGCUCAGCUUUAAAAUGAAAACCUUUUGUUUUUAGUUGUACUUCAUUGCAUAUACACAGGCAAAACUUUCAUUUGAAUGAGUGACCAAUGUGUUGUGCAGACCAAACUCGAUAGUGAAUCCCCAGCGGUGUAGAAUUGUGGAACACCGUCCUUGUGUGGUGCUGUAACUUGCUUUACAUUGGUGCUGCGUCUAAGUUUUAUUCUCCCAUCAAUGGUGCAAUAUUCAGAACGGACUAAAGCUAAGCCAGGGCACUGUUGUGGAAUGUUUUUUAAAAAGCUUAGGUAUCGUAAAAAAGCAUUUAUACGUCUUUCUCUCUCUGUCUGCGUUAAGGUGGGCGUUUGAAAGAUGUAAGCUUAAUCGCUCAAAAUGUAAACCAAAUUUUAGAACGACUUAAUUUUGCGGCGCUGCUUUUUUUCACACAAUUGUUUUAACCCUUUGUACAGAGACAGGCUCUCUUUGGUUCUUAGUUUGACAGGCCGUGUGAAUUAUUUAAUCUUCACUUGAUCUCACUGUGGAAUCUCUCCAGUUUUGAUUAUAGAUGGGAGGGGGCUUUAUUUCUUUUAGAUGGGCAGAUUUGAUAGAAAAACAGAGUCUUUUAAACCAGCGAUUUCUCACUGUAUUGGUAUCUCCUGUUUUUUCAUCACACACACACACACACAUGCUUGAAAGAUCUGUAGCACUGUUCUCGAGGCUAGUAUUGUUCUGUGCUUGCUGUAAAUCCCCCUUAUAUUGUAUCGGAGCAAAGGGGUCCUCGCAGGUCUUUGUACAAAUUUAAUCAAAUAUAUAAACUGACAUAUUUAGGCUUGACUUGAUUGUAUAUGAGCCACAUGCAAGAACCUUUUUUAAAUGUUGUUUUGUACUGCGAAUAAAUUAUGAUCCAAAUUAAAAAUACGAUUGUCUUAUAAGCUACGUUUUUAUCGAAGUGAAUCAAAUUUACCAGCUUGUGGAAAAGACAAAGAGGUUGUUCCUGUUCUCCCUGCCAUGCCUUUGCACUCAUUUCUCUUUUUGCACUUUUUUUUACUAUAUUCAAUCUUUUUGUAACUUUCUGAGCACAUUCUUUGGUAUAUUCUUACCGUAGAAUUGCAGUUUGCCCGGUCAUCCGUCUCAUGCUGUUUUGAAGUUUCACAUAAUUGUGAAUUUUUUUCCAUCUAUAUGUCAGUAAAACUUUGUAAUUUCAUUACAUACAGAGCUUGAUAUCAUGCAUCUGUGUUUUGCACUCAAGUGAGAAAAUCUACAACCUCUUGUCAUUUAAAGAAUCUUAAUGUCAUUGUGGUGGACGCUUUCUUUGGGAUUUAGUUAAGGUGAUUCUUCAUUUUAUGCUGUUCAAGAAAUCAGGUAAAGGACAACAUUUUUCGCUUUAAAGUAUUUUGAUUUGCAUGUCAAACUAGAUUUUUUUUUUUUUAAUACCACACCAAACAUUUUAAGUUCCAAUUUAGGUUGUAUAAUCUAAAAUGCUUUAUUACUCCUCUAUGUCUGCCCAUAAUUUCCCCUAUAUAGCCAUAAUCUUUUAUGUGUAGAGCCGGCGUGAUGCAUUCUGCUGUGAACCCAAUUGUAAAAGACUUUCAUCCUUUGGUUCCUUUUAAUUAGAUUAUGUGGAAAGGUGGAUGUUUAAUUUAUUUAAACACUCUUUCCAUAAUAUUAAUUAUAAGCCUUCGGACCAAAAUAUAACCUUUACAACUGUAAAUGAUACCUGGUCUACUUGUGUUGAGGUGUUUUAGGGCUUGAUUGUAUUUUGGUUGUCCAUCCCAAGCUUAAAAUGUCAUAAAUCUGUUUAUUUUAACUAUGCAGCAUUACUGAAUUCAUGUCUUUGUUUAAGCAGUAAGGACCAGAACAGUUUGUUAUAUUGGCCCCUUCAAAAUAUUACUUUUUUUUGUUUUACCAUAAAUUGUUAAUAGUAUUAUAGUAGAAUUGAAAUUAGUUUUUUGUAAAGUGUGAAUAAAAUGUGUAAUGCAUAUUUUCAUUUCUACAAAACAUGAAUUGUGGUCUGUAUGUGUAUAUAAUGAAUUCUCUUGCUUUAUUGAUGUUUUCUUUUUAUGAUUUGUUAUUUUUUAAAAUUAACAUGUUUCCUUAAACAAAUGAUUCUCAGAUUGCAGCCGGUUCCAUCACCACAGACUUACUGCGAAAUCUUGUUUUACUAGUAAACAGGUGUUGUGGUGUAAAGACAGGAUAGAUUUGGGAUUGAAGUAAUCUAUAUAAUGAAGUAAUUAACCUGAUAUCAGUGCAUUUCAAUCAGUAAUACGUGGGGUACCCUUCUAGUUCCCUGAUUAUUGUUUACAGCAGUUCAUUCGGUUUAGUUUUUGCCCCUUAUUCUCUUAGACUGAGAUUGUAAAUGGUAAAAUGCAUACUUGAUGUUAAAUAACUUGUAUCCCAGAGUUAUGUGCAGAGUUAAGUUUUUUUUGUAGGUUAAUUCAUCCACUUGCUUUCUAAACUUUUCUGUGAGUCUUUUAUUUAGGGCGGCACUUUUUGCAUGUGCACUAAUAGCAGAUAGGUGAGGAUUGUCUGUGACUGUAGUGGCACAGAAAUUGCGCACUUCAUCUUGAGAUAGAAACAUUUCAGUAGUUCACAAACAUCAAUGUGUAAUUUAUUAAUAAUCUGUGCAGUUAAUGGAUAAGUGUUUUUCACCCAUCCUCACUUUUCUUUAAAAAAAUUCUCGCUUGACCCUUUAUAAUGAAACUUAACUUUUUCUACAGCCUUCAUUUUUGAUAUAAAUAACCCUGCUGCAAUAAAACUAGAUUAGCUAAACAAAAGCUUUCAUAGGCCAACAACAUUAUGUAGUAGUUUCUCUGUACUAACACAUACAGUGUAAAUAUUGCAACAUUAUGUAAUACAUGGGAUCAACUCUUGUUUACCAUUCAACAUAAUGCCAGCAGUGAUAAACAACAAGCAUUAAAAAACAUUUUACAGUAGUCCGUGAAUGUUCAAUCUGUGAUAAAAUAAACUAAAUAGGCAGCUCUUUUAAAGAAGUUGUCUCUGUAAAACAAAUGGUAAACAACUAUUUUCUGCCUGUUCUCUGUAUUCUUAGUUCUCUGUACAUAGUUUCCUUAACACUAAUGUAUUUUCCUAUCUAUGGUUGAUAAUAAAUUCUUUCUGCUUCUGA
This is a messenger RNA of Triplophysa dalaica, 5363 nucleotides long. RefSeq names its product CCR4-NOT transcription complex, subunit 6b (gene cnot6b). Gene Ontology annotation, cellular component: cytoplasm; CCR4-NOT complex; nucleus. The coding region runs from base 178 to 1839 and encodes 553 amino acids. Lineage: Eukaryota; Metazoa; Chordata; Actinopteri; Cypriniformes; Nemacheilidae. The record is from RefSeq and is a predicted model, not a curated record. The transcript has 12 exons. Gene Ontology annotation, biological process: nuclear-transcribed mRNA poly(A) tail shortening. Gene Ontology annotation, molecular function: protein binding; poly(A)-specific ribonuclease activity.